UUUCUGGCCAGCAAAAUCCAAUCGAACGAACAUUUUCUGCUGAGAUAUGCAAAGAAAACUGAAUUAAACAUUGAAGCUAUCUUUUAUUUGACACACAAAACGUCGAAAAAAAUCGAACCAAAAUGGCCGAUAGUUUAACUUUCAUAAACUCAUUGAGAGAAAAGUCGAAAGAGUUAGAACUGGAAUGGAACACAUUUUCGCGCCAGAUUUUCCACUUUCUGAAGAGUCUGCAACUUCAACAACACUACAUGGGUGGAUCACCUACAUACUUCAAAUGUGUGGAUGAUGUAGCAAGAUUCCAAGACUCAUAUCUGACAGACGGAUCUUCAGAAAGAGUUCUGGUGCAGCAGUGGCUUCACCUUUAUUCCCGAAUUGCUACAUGUGCGCAUGAAUUGUUGGAUGGUCUCACAGCCCAUGAAAAGAAGGAACUCCAGGACAAGUUCGUGUCACUGUCCCGAAUGACAUCACCGUAUGACUCUGUUGUGGAGUUGUCGCGACUCAAUCAUCUGCACCUAACUGAGCAAGAACAGAGGAGUAUGGGAGGCAUUGUCAAUUUGCUGCCUGAACUACUAAAAACAAUAAAGGACAUUCUAUUUGAGCUUCAGUUCGUUCGAAGUGCCCAGCUUAGUGUUCACCUGAGCCAAUCGCAACAGUCGAAGCUAAUAGUGGAUCAAGUCCUUCAUCCAGCGAGCCCUCCGGAGGGAUUAUGGUCACCUCAAUUGCAGAACACAAACACAGCAUCAUUCAACAGUGUGGCAGAGGCCGAGUUUGCAGAUCGCACUGAUUUCUAUCACAAGAACCAGUCUCAUCACAGAGGACUUCCAUUUGAUCAAUGGAAAUUACAUUAUUUGAAAAUUUAAAGGUAUCACAUACUCAGUUUAAAAACAUCGA
Molecule: messenger RNA, 891 nt
Organism: Symsagittifera roscoffensis
Lineage: Eukaryota; Metazoa; Xenacoelomorpha; Acoela; Convolutidae
Exons: 3
Coding region: 123-860 (245 amino acids)
Source: RefSeq, a predicted model, not a curated record